Rotaria socialis is the source of this 1944-nucleotide messenger RNA. NCBI's taxonomy places the organism in Eukaryota, Metazoa, Rotifera, Eurotatoria, Philodinida, Philodinidae. The record is from the annotation of a GenBank genome assembly.
AUGAAUACACCAAAACGAUUACUAUCAGGUUCUGAUGAUGUAUCUGAAUAUCCAAUAACAAGAAGACGAUCUAGAUCACCAAAUCAUAAUUUAACAACACCGAUCGAUGAUGAAAUUGAACAAGUGGCGAAAAGACACCAUGUACCGAGUGAUACUGUUAAACGUAUUAUCUCGGAUCUUUUAACUGAAUCGACAGUGAUCGACUAUCUUCGAACGCGAAUAAUUCACAAUGAAUCAUCUUUGGUUAAUAACGCAAUCUCAACAGCAGGAUCUGAUGAGUCUCUUCUUCCUUCUUCGAAUUAUUUCGAUGUAUCAUCUCAAGUCAAUUCUUCUUCGAAUAUGCUUUCCUCAGAUCAACAACAAAAUUUGUUACCAACAACUAUGGUCGAUGAGUAUGAUCCACUUUGGCUUGAGUUUCUUCAAUCAUUUAAUACAGUUGAUAAUAAUUCCAAUAUACAACAAAAUACAACACAAUCAAAUUUUACUUUCGAUUCAUUGUUUAGUGAAGAUGAUGAUGAUGAAGAAUUCAUUGGACCUGAUGAUGUAAAUAAUAUUGAAACUAUCGAUGAACGAAAACUACGAGUAUCAAGACGUGAAUUAGCGUUACUAUUAAAAGAUAGUACAGCAUCGCCAGAUAAUAAUAUAAAUACUUUUCCUGACGAAGAAAUUCUUCGUGGUGAUCAAUAUGAAUCUUUAUGGACAGAAUUUUUAGCUUCUCUUCAACCAGGAAACGAUCAACAACAAGAUAAACAACAAACAUCUCUGAUAACAACAACAGAAGAAGAUGAUAAUGAUGAUGAUCCUGAAUUUCAACUUGCCGAUACUGAAAAUGAUAUUGAGGAUGAUUAUGAAGAUGAGUUAUAUGUUUCAAGACGUGAAUUAGCGCUACUUUUGGAAGAUAAUGCUUCGAUCUUAAAUAAUGAAGAAUUUCCAAAUAGUAAUGAAUUUAUGAAUCCUGAAUCAGUUUCAUCGACUACAACUUCUUCUACGAUACCAAAAACACUUGAAUUUCGAAUCACAUCUGAACAAUGUGAUAUUCUACAAUAUCAAUUAACAGCUUAUAUUCAAUUAUUAACUCAAUAUAUCCUAUUGAAACGUGAAACCAAUUCAUUAUUAUCCGAUGAUGAGUCGGCUCAACAAUUAUUUAAAGACCUUAUUUUUUUUCGUGAUAAACAAUCGAAUUCAAUCUUGAAUAUACCUUUAUUGACUGAAGCUCAACAUUUAAUUGAAACUUCAGCACCACCUACUCGAAGAAAAGCUUUUGGUAAUCAUCUUUCAUUUUAUUUAAUGGACAGAUUUUGUAAAAGUUCGGCUUUUGUACAUGAUUCAUUAUUACCAACUUGUUUAUUAUCGUCCACAAAUUCCAAUAUUCCAACACUAUUGAAUGAACAAACAUCAAGAAAUUUUGUAUCCGGUGAAGACUGUUUAAUCGCACUUGGUCUCGAACAAAAUGAUGGGAAAAUGUUAAUUAUUGGUCAUAGCGAAAAGGCUAUUAAUGAUCGUCUUAACAGCCUUCGCUAUGGUCGAGUUCGACGUGGAAAACAAAAUGCAGUAAAAGCUUUCUUUACUUAUGGUUCUGUUCCUGAUAUUUCCUUAAGUCCUUGGUAUCAUGUUCCAAAUGAAUUUGAUAUAAAACACAUUUAUCCAAAUGGGCUCAUUGAUAAAAUCAAUGUUGUUUUUCCUUCAUGGUUUCGAAUGUCUUAUAAACGUUCAAGACAACUACUAAAAAGUACAAAUGAUUCUCUUAUUUCAUCAUCAACAACUACACCAACAAUUUCAAGAACCGAUGCAAAUGAUGAUCUCUCUCCAUCAACUGUUUAUGUUGUUGUUGAAGGUUCAUCGUCAAACUCUCGAACAACAACAUCACCUAAUAAAGUUUUACAACAAAUUCAUAUGUUACAUUUAUUAAAUUCUUAUCCGAAACUACAACCAAGACAACAAUAA